CAGACUUUAGUACUGGCCUGGCUGAUUACUCCUACUAUCGGAUCCACAUAUUGAACAUCGCAGUGUUGUCGAGGAGGCUGAAACACGGUCAGGCGUAUGGACAGGCGCCCGUAGCUCCGGUGUCUCUGUCUAUCUAUCCGUGCACAAAACGGACUACACCGACGAGUCAUUUUUGGCACCUAUCCGGGCUCCUUUCUGCGCUCCGGCGUCUCCACUGCAGGGCCUCUUCAGUUUACAGGAAAAAAGUGGGUGUUUGCUGCUCACUGGUGUUUCGGCAGCGGCGGCGGCGGCGAGCGCAGCGAAGUGUCCUCGAUGGCUGGCUGGAAGGACGGCUCGGUGCAGGAGAAGUAUCGGCUGGUUGUGGUCGGAGGCGGCGGUGUCGGGAAAUCAGCCCUGACUAUCCAGUUUAUUCAGUCGUACUUUGUCACUGACUAUGACCCCACUAUUGAAGACUCCUAUACCAAGCAGUGUGUGAUUGACGAAAGGGCGGCCAGGCUCGACAUCCUCGACACGGCUGGACAGGAAGAGUUUGGAGCCAUGAGAGAACAAUACAUGAGGACAGGGGAGGGCUUCCUGCUCGUCUUCUCAGUCACUGACAGAGGAAGCUUUGAAGAAAUCUACAAAUUCCAAAGACAAAUUCUCCGAGUCAAAGACAGAGAUGAAUUCCCUAUGAUCCUUGUAGGAAACAAAGCAGAUCUGGAACUACAGAGACAAGUAACCCAGGAAGAGGGCCAGCAGCUGGCCAGACAGCUGAAGGUCACAUAUAUGGAGGCUUCAGCCAAAAUCCGUAUGAACGUAGACCAAGCUUUCCACGAGCUGGUUAGAGUAAUCAGGAAAUUCCAAGAACAGGAAUGUCCACCGUCGCCAGAACCUACAAGAAAAGAGAAAGACAAGAGCGGCUGCCAUUGUGUGAUCGUCUGAGUCAGCCUUAUCACUGUAACUCAUGCAGCUACUCUCUACCACCCCCCCCCCCCCCCCCCCAUCCACCCACCCACUCUGCCUGACAUCACAUCCUAAGUGGAUGACUGACCGCUGCCUUCUCCACGUGCAUGACUUCUGACAGCCUUUUCUGAGAUACUUUUGACCAGAAACUGCUGUCCCCAGGACAUCACUAUGGACAACUGACAAUGCCAAAUUUUAACACCACUCUACCUUCAGCAGUAAUCUAAUUCACAUGAGAGAGUCCCAACACUAAACAUUGCCUUCUAAAUCAGCCUGACAAAUUAAUGUUUUGUACUCUGAAGGACUUCUCUUGCCUUGUAGUGACGUUUGUACUUGCUACCGAGAUUGAAUGAAAAUUAUAUAUCCAGAAUGUUAAUGACUUUCUUUAGUUUCCAGUGUCUGAUCAGAGCAGAGAGAUUAUCUUAUGAAGCUUUGUGUAUGUUGUGCCAUAUCCAUCCUUACUCCCAUGUGCUAAUCUGCUACUGUACAUAAGUGACAUUUGUUGUGAUUUUCAAAGUGUAUUUCUAAUGACCUAUUAAAUCACCACAGUACAGUGUGUGAGGUUGAGUUUGGUUUUACAUAUAUGAAAGUGAAUAUAUAAGUAUGUAUAUAAAUAUAAUACCUAGACAGCCCUUAAAGCUACAAUGAUAGAACUUUCUGGCAUUCUGCAGUGGAUUCUUUACUUCGUCUGUGGUUUCUGCUUGCAUCUCAAUUGCCAAACAUGGAGUGUCUACUGUAUCUGAUUUUUUUUUUAAGUCUUAUAGAAUGAAGGGUUCUUAUCCUAUGCCAUCUCCUUAGUGUAUCGAAAGUAGCAAAUUUGUCUGAAUUUCUUUCCUCGCAGGUGGCAGUUCAGUCAAAAUUGGACGUCACACGUUUCAGAUUUCUAAGCAGUAGAGACAGAAUUAUUGGUAGCACAUUGUGUAGCUUUGAAAACUAACACGGUUUCAGAUCAAAACACUGAACACUGUAUGCUCUAUAUUCAACUUCAGACAAGUAAUGUCAACAGAUUCAUUUGUUGCAAAUCAAGAAGCUUUCAGAGCUCAGUUUAGUUCAGAUCAUUCCAAUGUGAUGCAUCAUUUCUGUCGAACAUUUAGUCAACAAUAUAAAUCACAUUACUGUUAUAUCAUUCCAGUAACACAGUGGCAAUGUAUUUGUUUUGUGUCCUUGAAUUAUUCUGUCCCACAACUUUUUUUCCCCCUGAUGGUUUGCCAGUUGGAAAACCAGGACAAGUGGAAGCACUGAGAUGUAUGUCGUAAAAAAAUCAACCCGUCUCCAAUGGGACAUGAACUCACCGGACCUGCCACCUGUGGAGCUAGCAUCACCACAGACACAAAAUACUGUUCUGCCUUCCCUUCCCACUUCUGUACUUCUGUUCGGGCAUAUAAAUGAAGUACUGCAGUUUGUUUUUCAUAUCAUCAUCUUGUAAUAUAAACAACAAGAAAAUCAGAUGAUGGAAGUAAUGGACUUGAUUAAAUGUUUCUACUCUACUUUUAUACAUUAUUUUCUUAUCAAACUAGUUGACAAGUAUUUUUAUAUGUUUAUAAGUGAAUACAUGUUCACAGCACAGCUGUGUAUAUAUGUAAAGAGGAAUAUUUAAUUCUCUUAUUUUAAACUGAAGAUGACUGUUGGCCCAAAUUUGCAAAAUUGGAUUUUUCACCCAGAUGUGACCAAGAAUGUCUUUUCUUAUCGUGGCUUAGUACUGGAGUAUUAAUAUUUAUCAUGGGGUGUUCACCACCAGCUCAAUGUAAAAUGCCAGGUCAGGAGGGAGACAGUCUUAGAAAUGAUUGUGGUCUUUAUAUAGGAGCUUUAAACCACAGAAAUGAAUUAUGAUAAUCACUGAGUAUUGAAAUACCCACUUCCCAUCUCAUUGCAAAUCCAAGUGUACAUCCAGAUCAUGCAGGUUUUUUUUUCUUUUUUUUCCGUUUUCUUCCAUAUCAGUGUCUUUUGCCCUGUGUCUAGCUUUUGGUGCUAAAAUAAAAUCUGUCAUUGAGCCA
Toxotes jaculatrix (banded archerfish) is the source of this 2936-nucleotide messenger RNA. It is a transcript of the gene rras2, whose product is annotated as RAS related 2. Gene Ontology annotation, biological process: signal transduction. The transcript has 6 exons. Lineage: Eukaryota; Metazoa; Chordata; Actinopteri; Toxotidae. The coding region runs from base 313 to 921 and encodes 202 amino acids. The record is from RefSeq and is a predicted model, not a curated record. Gene Ontology annotation, cellular component: plasma membrane. Gene Ontology annotation, molecular function: GTP binding; GTPase activity; GDP binding.